AUGGUGGUCUGCGAAGUCGUGCGCUUGAGGAAUGCAAGCCCAUGCACCUUUGAAAUUCAGGCCGAGGACAUUUUCCACAGUUCGCCGACAAUCGGUGGGCUUCCCGUCAAAGAGGAGUACUUCGAGGUUCCCCCCGGCUUCGACGCAGAAGCAGAUGGCCUGGUGGUGCCCUGGUUCCUGACCUCCAUUGACGGCUUGGUCAUUCGAGAGGCGGAAAGUGGUUGCAUCCUCCGCUGUUCGGUUGGGCCCAAGGUGGACAACUCAAACAACAGUGACUGGCUGCAGCUCCACUGCCUGGACUGGGACCCGGUGAACGAGGAGAGCUGGCUGGAGCUGGGGCAGCGGCACUUCGUCGGAGCCAUCGGGCACUCUGUCCAGCUGCAGCUCACAUUUCGGCAGCCCCGCCUGCUGUGUCCUGGGAUGCUUCCAGGAGCCAGCCUGGGCCAUGGGGCCAAAGACGUGCCGACAGAUCAGAUGCAGCAGACGCAGUCAGUGCAGGGGCCCAUCGAAGCCUCUACACUCGCCACCUGGCUGUCUUUCGCAUCCGAGGUGGAGUCUGCACCUGCUUGUACCGUUUUCCUGAACGUGUAUGACUUGGCUCCCGUCACGUCUGUCGUGAACUCCUUCCUUUGCAACACCAUGGUGAAGACCUUCGGUGCUUUCCAUGCCACCAUUGAGAUCUAUGGACAGGAAUGGGGUUUUUACCGGCAAGCAGAUCCGGAGCAAUGCGGCGUGUGCAGGAGCCUUCAGCCUCGGCAGCAUCCCAUUCACGUCUACCGGCAGUCCGUGAACUUGGGGCAGACGCGGCUCACGGAGGCGCAGACCUAUCGCUUGGUGCGCAGUGAGGUGGCCAAGCUUUGGCCCAGCAAGAGGUAUGACCUCAUCCACUGCAAUUGCAUUCACUUCUGCGAGGACCUAGCCCAACGUUUGGGGGCCAAGCCAGUGCCUGGAUGGGUCCGAGGGCUUCAUGAGACCGGAGCCGCCGCUGCCUCGCUGGUUCGGGGCGCCUCGGCGAUGGGGCGGCUGCUCCUCGGGAGACAGCAAGGUGGCAGUGAUCCGCUUCAGGGGCAGCUCGCAGAUGAGACGCAGGAUUUUCUCCGCGCUCACCCGGAGGCCACAGCAUCCGGCGCUUGA
This is a messenger RNA of Symbiodinium sp. CCMP2456, 1134 nucleotides long. NCBI's taxonomy places the organism in Eukaryota, Dinophyceae, Suessiales, Symbiodiniaceae. The record is from the annotation of a GenBank genome assembly.